This is a messenger RNA of Venturia canescens, 3207 nucleotides long. RefSeq names its product ATP-binding cassette sub-family G member 4-like. The record is from RefSeq and is a predicted model, not a curated record. Gene Ontology annotation, cellular component: membrane. The transcript is spliced from 11 exons. Bases 729 to 2642 code for a protein of 637 amino acids. Lineage: Eukaryota; Metazoa; Arthropoda; Insecta; Hymenoptera; Ichneumonidae. Gene Ontology annotation, molecular function: ABC-type transporter activity; ATP hydrolysis activity; ATP binding. Gene Ontology annotation, biological process: transmembrane transport.
UAGCCGAAGCCUCACUCGCAGCUUACAGUCGAGACGGAACGCUCCAGCGCCGCCGAGUCGUGUGAUAUCUUCAGAGAAUAUUUCUCUCCUGACUUUUGCUCGUGCGGAUAAAGCGCGCAUAAUACGAACACGAACAGUCUCCGUUUCGUCGCAGUCGCGAUAGCUUCUGGUUCGUUAUCCACCCACACGCGCUCGUACAGUAUCUACCAUUAUCGAACGUAAUCGAAGAUCCGUUUCACUUGUUCAUCUUGCAGUCCUCCAUCGUUGUGGAGCGACCAGUUAAACUCGCGAGGUCUGUCGAAGUGCUCGGAGUGUCGGACGUUUCCGUUCUCGAUCUUUUUCAUCGCGACUCAUAACCACUUUCGGCUGCUGUCAUUCGAUCGAGACAGCAACAUCGCGGCGAUCGAAUGUUUCACGAAAUGAGAAAAUAAUAACGCGCGAUUUCGCCACCCGGAGCUAAACAAGUGAUCGUUGCUUGAACGCAGAGACAAACAUUCAGUUUUUUCGAACGAAUCGAACUAUCAUCGAAGUAUCGACAGCGAGCUGCUGCGUUCGUUGACUGCAGGACUGACGAGGGGGGGAGGCAUAACUGUUGAUUGGUCGAUUACAAGUGAAAGCCCUCGAUUCGGAUGACUGUACAGCGGAGAAAGAGCAAGCGAGUUCUGUGCGCGUCCAGUCCUCCGAGAACAACAAAUGCCUAGUGAAACACGAAGAUUUUGACGCAAAAAAUGGGCGCUCCACUCACCGACGAGGAUUGCGUUCGGACGAAGAAGAAAGAGGACUGUACCAUUCGCAUGGACGAUCAACAAAAACUCCUCAUCAGUGAGCGAUGCAUCGAUCUCGACUCGCAAGUUUACCUCGAAUUUUCUCAACUGUCUUACACCGUCCCUGGCUGCAAAGUUAAAGAGAAAAACAUACUGCGAGGGGUAUCGGGCCACUUCCGACCAGGAAAAUUGACGGGAAUAAUCGGUCCUUCCGGAGCCGGAAAAACGUCGCUUCUGAGCAUACUUUCCGGCCUGCGAGGAUCGAACGUCAAGGGAUCAAUAACCGUGAAUGGGAAUCCACGAAAUGCCGAUGAAUUCCGUAGGUCAGCUUGUUACAUACCGCAAGAGUUUGCACUUUUGCCGAGGCUCACUACACGCGAGACUCUUUGCAUAGCGGCUCGUCUCAAGCUCGGACAUCCUCACACCGCACAGUCACGAGAACUCGUGAUGAAAGAAGUCGCGAGUAAAUUGGGCUUGAUGAACUGCAUGGACACGAUGGCAGACCAAUUGAGCGGUGGCGAAAAAAAGAGGCUUUCCAUCGGUGUGGAAAUAGUCACGAAUCCUGCGGUGAUGCUACUGGACGAGCCGACCAGUGGCCUUGACAGCCUCGCGUCCAAUCAGGUGGUCGGUCUGAUGAAGAACAUUGCAAAAAGUGGCUGCACCGUCGUAUGUGCGAUUCACCAACCGAACAGCCAGAUGAUCGAACAGUUUGACGACAUCCUCGUGCUCGCUGGAGGGAGGAACUUUUACUGCGGUCCCAGGGAAGAAAUCGUUGAGACUUUUCUGCAAGCCAAAUUUGCCUGUCCAGCUUUCUACAACAUUGCAGAGUUCGUAAUCGAAGUUGUCACCGGCCAGCGAGAAGGGGAUCUCGAGAGACUCUGCGAAAUCGGUAACUCCAAAUGCAGAGAUUCGAAACUCCGUCACAGAUUUCCCCGAAGACUGAACGGCGUCGCCGACGUCGUGGAUUCCAGUAAUCCGAAAUCUUCGACGUGCUCCGAAAAUUGGACGGAAAAAAUGCCUGGAAAUGAAAGCAGCCCGGUUAUGACGUGGGAUAAACAAAUGGUUCUGUUCUAUCGUGCAAUUAUCUGCAUCCGCAGAGACAACACCAUGACGAAAUUGAGACUCGUCGCUCACAUAAUAGUUGCUCUACUCCUCGGCCUCGUGUUCUACAACUUUGGCAACGAUUCCGCCAAGAUCCAGAGCAACGUAGCUUGCCUAUUUUUUUUCCUGCUCUUUCUAUUCUUCGCAAAUUCGAUGCCAGCAGUUCAAAUGUUUCCCGUUGAGGCUGCCGUUUUUCUCAGAGAACAUCUCAACAAUUGGUACGGUCUGAGCUCUUACUACAUCGCCAAAGUCGUGACCGAUGUUCCUCUUCAGAUAGUCUGCCCCACGUGCUUCCUCGUUAUCGCUUAUUUCAUGACUGGGCAGCCGCUCGAAUGCGAGAGGUUCGUGAGGGUUUGGCUGAUUUGUGUCCUCAUUACGGUCGUGGCACAAUCCCUUGGCAUCGUCACCGGUGCAGCGUUCGAUACUCACGCCGGAUGUUUUCUUGUCCCUGCUCUCAACAUUCCGAUGUUUCUGUUCGCUGGGUUUUUCCUCAAGCUGAACGAGGUGCCGAGUUACCUCCGGUUCUUCAGUUCAGUGAGCUACUUCCGUUAUGCCUUCGAAGGAAUAUUGCAAUCGAUCUACGGAAACAACCGAACUGGUAUGGAAUGCUCCGAAGAUUUUUGCCCGAUAAGAAAGCCGGAAAAAGUUCUUAGCAUGAUGGACAUGCCGACGACGUCCUUCUGGCUCAUCGUGGUCGCCCUCGUUGUUUGGAUACUUUGUCUACACGUAACGAUCUACUCGGUAUUGCGUUGGAAAUUGUACAGGCUGACGAAAUGACCAAGUCAUGAGAGUAGAAAAAGAAUUUUUAAUAACCGGUGCUUAAGUUAUUUACAGGCUCUCUCGUCUUCAUUAUCUACUGAAUUAUUCUCGAAUUUCAUUAUUGGAAAUUUGCGAUUCAAAACUAUCGAAGAGUUUCAUUAGCAAGAAUGUGAGAAUUAUUGAAAAUAGUUAAUUUAAGAGUGGAUGACCUCGGUAAUUAUUCAAUAAAUUUCCUCUGUGAGGAAACGAUGAACAGGUUUAUGUGAAAAAUGUCACAUAAACUGUUUCUAUUUUUUUUUUUUACGUAUUCUACCAUUUUCCACAAUUUUGUGAACUCGAUGGAACUCACGAAUGUGUAAAUCGUUCGAAAUACUUAAACAUCGUGCAUAUUUGUUUUUCCGAUGGUCCGAGUCAUCGAUGAAAAAUGACUUUUUUUAAAUAUACGAUAAACUCGUUUUCCUUUUCCUUUUCUAAACGAGAAAUAUUCGCUUUCGUCGACGAAUUUUGAAAAAAACGAUCAAGUGGCAUGUGAUUUUGUAUAAUUUGUUUUUAUUACAACAAUAAAUAAAUAAUGUGGCGUCGA